CCUCUGUCGCUGAGUGAGCCGCAGUCUCUACAGCACCAAGGUGUUUCGGUCGCCCACGGCCACCCUCGCCCGCAAACCCGGUGUUGUUGGGCUGCAUCCCGAGCGGGGACGUUGGUGGAGCACGGGAAGCGGCCACCAUGCCGAUCAAUAAAUCCGAGAAGCCAGAAAGCUGCGAUAAUGUGAAGGUUGUUGUUAGGUGCCGGCCCCUCAAUGAGAGAGAGAAAUCAAUGUGCUACAGACAGGCCGUCAGCGUGGAUGAGAUGAGGGGAACCAUCACCGUCCAUAAGACCGAUUCUUCCAAUGAACCUCCAAAGACAUUUACUUUUGAUACUGUUUUUGGACCAGAAAGUAAACAACUUGAUGUGUAUAACUUAACUGCAAGACCUAUUAUUGACUCUGUUCUGGAAGGCUACAAUGGGACCAUUUUUGCAUAUGGACAGACUGGGACAGGCAAGACUUUCACCAUGGAAGGUGUCCGUGCUGUGCCAGGGCUCAGAGGAGUCAUCCCCAACUCAUUUGCUCACAUAUUUGGUCACAUUGCAAAAGCAGAGGGAGACACAAGGUUUUUGGUUCGAGUGUCAUACUUGGAGAUAUAUAAUGAAGAAGUUCGAGACCUUUUGGGCAAGGAUCAGACACAACGGUUAGAGGUUAAAGAAAGGCCUGAUGUGGGAGUGUAUAUCAAAGAUUUAUCAGCUUAUGUGGUCAAUAAUGCUGACGAUAUGGAUAGAAUCAUGACACUAGGCCACAAAAAUCGUUCUGUUGGUGCAACUAACAUGAAUGAGCACAGUUCAAGGUCCCAUGCUAUUUUUACAAUUACUAUAGAGUGUAGCGAGAAAGGUGUUGAUGGAAACAUGCAUGUCAGGAUGGGGAAGCUCCAUCUUGUGGAUCUCGCUGGGUCAGAAAGACAAGCGAAAACUGGAGCCACGGGACAGCGCCUCAAGGAAGCUACAAAAAUCAACCUUUCACUCUCCACCCUGGGCAAUGUCAUCUCUGCCUUGGUGGAUGGAAAAAGCACGCAUGUGCCAUAUCGGAACUCUAAACUGACGCGUCUUCUGCAGGAUUCCUUGGGAGGGAACUCAAAAACCAUGAUGUGUGCAAAUAUUGGGCCAGCAGAUUAUAAUUACGAUGAAACCAUCAGUACCUUGCGGUAUGCCAACCGAGCCAAGAACAUUAAAAACAAAGCGAGAAUUAACGAAGACCCUAAGGACGCUCUGCUUCGUCAGUUCCAGAAAGAAAUAGAAGAGCUGAAGAGAAAGCUUGAGGAAGGGGAAGAAGUUUCAGGCUCUGACGUUAGUGGGUCGGAGGAGGAUGAUAAUGAGGAGGGUGAACUUGGAGAAGAUGGAGAGAAGAGGAAGAAGAGAAGGGGCAGUAGCAGCAGCAGUAGCUCAGACUCCACAUGUUCUGUCAUAGAGAAGCCUCUGGAUGAGUUCUUGCCUCACCAAGCAGGUAAAAAGAAAGUUUCCCCAGAUAAGAUGGUGGAAAUGCAAGCGAAAAUUGAUGAGGAGAGAAAAGCAUUGGAAACAAAACUUGACAUGGAAGAAGAAGAAAGAAACAAGGCUAGAGCUGAACUGGAGAGACGGGAGAAGGACCUUCUGAAAGCCCAACAAGAGCACCAGUCUUUGCUGGAAAAACUCUCUGCUUUGGAGAAGAAGGUCAUUGUUGGUGGUGUGGACUUGUUGGCCAAAGCUGAGGAGCAAGAGAAGCUUCUUGAGGAGUCCAAUAUGGAGCUGGAGGAGAGGAGGAAGAGAGCUGAGCAACUUCGGAAAGAACUCGAGGAGAAAGAGCAAGAACGCUUGGACAUUGAGGAAAAAUAUACCAGUCUGCAAGAGGAGGCGCAGGGAAAGACCAAGAAAUUAAAGAAAGUCUGGACCAUGCUGAUGGCCGCAAAGUCAGAGAUGGCUGAUCUCCAGCAAGAGCAUCAGAGAGAAAUUGAAGGCCUCCUGGAGAACAUUCGGCAGCUCAGCCGUGAGCUUCGGCUUCAGAUGCUCAUUAUUGAUAACUUCAUACCUCAGGAUUACCAGGAAAUGAUUGAAAACUAUGUCCACUGGAAUGAAGACAUAGGAGAAUGGCAGCUGAAAUGUGUGGCCUACACAGGAAAUAACAUGAGGAAACAAACCCCAGUGCCUGACAAGAAGGAGAGAGACCCUUUUGAAGUAGAUCUUUCCCACGUGUACCUCGCCUAUACAGAGGAGAGUCUGCGUCAGUCUUUGAUGAAGCUAGAAAGGCCACGGACCUCCAAGGGGAAAGCAAGGCCAAAGACUGGGAGAAGAAAGCGUUCUGCAAAGCCUGAGACCGUAAUUGAUUCUUUACUUCAGUAAAUGUUACAGAAUUAAGGUUACAAUAAAAAAGAGCGAUAUUCUCAUGCCUGGACAGAAAUCCUUAAUUAAGACUCUGAGGACACCUGUGUAAUUCAUAUAAUGUAAGCUGUAAAUUAUGGAGUGAGUCUGGAAAUAGUAAUUUUCCUAAUAAUUCUUAGACUUUGAAGUUUCUGUAACAUAUAAGUGUGCAUAGGUCAUGACUGUUGGGGAUGCCACGCUAUGCAGCAAUGCUCUGUGGAAGGAAGGGCGCAGUUCUUACAGAACAUUGUGGUUGUAUGUGAAUGUGUGUCUCUUAGCUUUUACUCAGCUAUUGUGUAUCUAGAUAAGCAGAAUCUCAGAGUAGAAGAAAGUCUGUCUUGUUUGCACACAGUGCAAAUGCCUGGGGGCUCAUCUAAACAGUAACUUCUCCUAAUACCUGCAGGUCUGUCUCAGUGCAUUCUGACUUUAUACUGAUGUUCGUUGCAUUUAGGUAUGAGAUGACUGAUUUUAUGGAUCUCCUGUAGAAAUUGUAUAAUUUGACAGCUUUGCAGUUUGCAUUUUAAAGGUACAGUUUGAGCAUGUGCUUCAUCUGGCCACCCUCCACCAGUUUCUCUCACCCUAACUCCACCCACAUUAGCCUUUUUUUUUUUUUUUUCACUUUAGCCUUUCUUGUUGUUGCUGGCUUGGUUUCCCUCCCAAAGCUAACACUGACCACCUACCCUAGCUCACACACGUUUUUAAAGGUUUCCCUGGACAUACGGCUUACAGACAUUCUAUUGCUGCAUUUUAAGUUUUGAUGGAAAUGACUGUAUACAAAUUGAAACCAGUCUCAUUUUUCAGAAAAUGAAGCUAAACCAGAAGAAUACCUUUUAAUAUUCUUUAUAUCAUUUACAUACAUAGAAAAUACUGUUCUGAGUUUCUUCUGUUGGUUAAUCCACUUAGGCCAUAUUCCUCUCCGAAAAAGUUAUAUUCAAUAUAUAGUAAAAUAAGUUAUAAUAAAUUUUUAUAAUAAAUGUUUUUGCUUUUUUGGUGUUUACUUAUAAAACUUAUUUUUUUUUUUUGGUUUUUCGAGACAGGGUUUCUCUGUGGUUUUGGUUCCUGUCCUGGAACUAGCUCUUGUAGACCAGGCUGGUCUCGAACUCACAGAGAUCCGCCUGCCUCUGCCUCCCAAGUACUGGGAUUAAAGGUGUACGCCACCACCGCCCGGCGAUAAAACUUUUUUAAGGUUAUGAGCUCUUAUGCUUCGGAAACCUAUCAUGCUUUCUAAGUUUGAAAUUGUGCGACCACUCCAAGCUCUUGAUUACAACGGUUUUGAGACUUCCCAAGUUGGGAUUAACUAGGUUAGUAUGAUUUUAGAAGUUUGGGUAAAUAAUGGCUUAUAAUUACAGAGCUGUGUGUAGGCUGUGAAUGACUGAGUAGAGGUGCAGCCUGGUGAGGUGAUGGAAAAUGUGGAGUCUUCCAGAAAGAGAGUAUCCUGUAUGUGCAGUGUGUGCAGAUAUGACCGUGGCCACGGUGGCAGUGUCCUCAAGGUAGUGAGUGGCCUGGGUACUGUGGCGCACUGAGCAGAGUGUGUGUCUCAAAGGCUCAUGUGAGCCAAGCGUCUUGGUGAUGUCUAAUUUCUUCAUGGUGUAAAUUUAACUGUUAGUAAUGACAGAAUCUUAAUUUAACCUGUAAGGAAAAUUAAUCUAUGUGCUUUCAUUUUAAAGUCUGUGCUUCUAUCAUGUAACAGUUUAGUUGGCCUGGAAGGAAUAUCUGCUGUGAAUUAAACUAAAACAUUAGAGAUGUUGAUUCUCUAAGGUGUGUUAAAACCUAUAACAAUAACAAAAUAACUCCAUAAAAACUGAAAAUAUUGAGAAAAUUCUCUAAACAUCUUAGAAAUUUUGUUUGCUUGCUUGUUUCUUGUUUUGAGAUAGGAUCUCUCGGUGUUAACCCGGGCUGGCCUGGGACUCAGGAUUCUUCUGCCUCAGCCUCCAGGUGCUAUGAUUACAGGUGAUGUCCUAACACCAAACAGUGUGUUCAUGAAAGCAUUUGUUCUGACCAGGCGGACAUGGUUCAUUUUCUGAAAACCGUGUUAGAGUCUUGCCAGGUUGGGAGGUCCGUUUGAAGACAGUAGGACACCCACUUCUGUCACAGCAGCACUGACUGCUCCUCACUUACUGUGUCUUUGUCCACAAAGGAGGAGUUUGUAUUUUUAGUGCUGAUUUCUUGAAUGGAUAAAAAUGAAGAACAAACUUGCUUAAUGUUUAAAAUAAAUGUACAGAUUUUAAAUGAGUGGGACAGACCUGUAAAUAGGGUAUUGAUGAGUAUCCUUUUCCCCUUAAUUUAAAAAGUAAUAUUUAUUUACUUGAAAGGAACCCUAGUAGGAAGUUGGCUCUGACAGCCAGGCUCUCCACUCUGUCUGUUGUGAUGUUCAGGCUUAGCCGAGGGAAGGCUGUGCAGCCAGUGUUUCCCUGACAACAGGAUCCUCUCACAAGAUGUUUACAUUCUGGAGAAGGUGAUUUUCUAGUUUGUGUUUUUGGCAGUUGGAAUAUCAAGGUUGUUUUGCAGGGGAAGGUGUUGCUUCAUCUAUGACAUGGUUUUAAAGUCAUGAUUACAGUUGUAACGUUUCUGUUUUCAUCUUAGGUUUAGAAUGUGUCCCAUCCUCCUUGCCCCCUUUUAAGGCGUAACACAAGGAACACCCUCUUUCCUAUAGAGCUGUGAGUUACGGAUGGGCAAUGUUUACAUUUGCACACACCGUGUCCACCCAGUUUCUCCUCCCUCCUUUCAUUCUGAGAUAGACUCCCAUUAGCCUAGGCUGGCCACAAACCCUCUAUGUAGCUCAGGCUGGCCUUGAACUCCUGAUCCUCCUCUACCUCCACCUCACAAUUGCUGGGAUUACAUUUAUGCACCACUACACCCCAACCCUUCUCCCCCAUGUCUUAAUAUAUAGAAUUGUUUUCUUCUUUGUUCUUUUUCUUUUAACUACUAGAAAACACAGUUUUUCCUAGUGCCUUUGAGCUGACCCUGCAGUUUUGACUAAUUAGAAUUCGUGAAAACCUGAGCAGCAUUGCUGUAUUGCUGUUACCAACCAGGACACAAACUGUAUAAUAAGUUGGCUGUGUUAAUUCAAAAACUACACUUGGGUUGUAUUUUAUGUAUAAAUUGUAUUUGUUUAAGUUGUAUAUAUCAGUGUUGUGUGCACAUGCAGCAUGAUAAGAUGAGAAAUAAAAUUCCUCCCAAUG
Microtus oregoni (creeping vole) is the source of this 5518-nucleotide messenger RNA. RefSeq names its product kinesin family member 3A (gene Kif3a). Gene Ontology annotation, molecular function: microtubule binding; microtubule motor activity; ATP binding. The record is from RefSeq and is a predicted model, not a curated record. Gene Ontology annotation, biological process: microtubule-based movement. The transcript is spliced from 19 exons. The coding region runs from base 138 to 2318 and encodes 726 amino acids. Lineage: Eukaryota; Metazoa; Chordata; Mammalia; Rodentia; Cricetidae.